UGAAAUUACUAACAAACAUAACCUAUUAUGUAAAGAAUGUGCGAUAACAAGCUGCUAAAAAUGUUUUCAUAAGAAAAGCUUAUUACUGCUAAACAUCACUGAUAUUUGACACUAUGUCAGAAAAGUUCUUUUGAUAGUGGGUUCAUAGCAUACGGAACAAAAAUGUCAACAAUGAGGCCUAUAGAGAAUUUGACUAACUUAAGAAAAAUCAAAUCUCUUCUGGGAGUGACUGGAGGAGCUGUAGCAAUUUUCACUGGUGUUUCUCUGUAUCAGGGAAAUGAAAAAUUUUAUAGUACUGUGGCUAUGCCUUUAAUUCGCUUGAUUGAUCCAGAAGUAGCCCAUCGAAUAGCUGUCAAAACUGCCGAAUUGGGCUUGGCCCCAUCGCAAUCAACUCCUGAUCCACCUAUCCUUCGUACAAGUCUUUGGAGCUUAGAAUUCGAAAAUCCACUUGGUAUGGCUGCAGGUUUUGACAAGCAUGCUGAAGCUGUUGGAGGACUACACAAAAUGGGCUUUGGUUUUGUUGAAAUCGGUUCGGUGACUCCGGAUCCCCAGCCGGGCAACCCAAAGCCCCGCGUCUUUCGCCUGCCUGAAGACCGGGCCAUAAUCAACCGAUACGGCUUCAACAGCGAAGGCCACGAUGUGGUACACAAGCGGCUGCAAGCUUUGAAGUCUUCGAGCGACUUCCACGGAAUCGUCGGUGUGAAUCUCGGUAAAAACAAACUGGCCUUGGACCCGGUACUGGACUAUGUCGAAGGUAUCCAGAAAUUCUCAGAUGUUGCUGACUACUUUGUCGUCAACGUCUCGAGCCCAAAUACACCGGGUCUAAGGAAUUUACAAGGAAAGAAGGAAUUGGAGGAAUUGCUGGGAAAAGUCAAUGAGGCGAGGGAUAAGGCGAGUAGGCGGCCACCACUACUUUUGAAAAUCGCGCCGGAUUUAGCUGAAGAAGAGUUGAAGGAUGUUGCUGAGGUUAUUACCAAGUCAAAAACGAAGGUGGACGGGAUCGUUGUUUCAAAUACGACUUUGAGAAGGGAAAAUCUUUUUAAUGCUUCAAAGGACGAAGCAGGUGGUCUGAGCGGCGCACCGGUAAGUGAACUGUCGACAAAGAUGAUAGCUCGGAUGUACCAACUAACGGGCGGCCGUGUGCCGAUAGUCGGCGUGGGCGGAAUCUUCGAUGGUACGGACGCUUAUUCAAAAAUCAAGGCUGGCGCUUCGCUCGUUCAGAUCUACACGUCUUUUGCCUAUCACGGGCCGCCAAUAGUCCCCAAGAUCAAGCGUGAACUUGCGGAACUACUUGAAAAAGAUGGACACGAGAAGAUCGAACAGGCGGUUGGCAAAGAGGCCAAGAAGUUGUCCAAGUCGUAGUGAUAGGAAUCAUAUUUCAUAGAAUUAAAAAGUUCAGUUAAAUGAAAAUCGAUUUUUAUGUAGGGUAUAUUACUUGAGCUUUAUUUUUAAAUUACCGAUUACUUUUUUUUACAGUUUGUAUUAAGCUUUUGACACUGUGUACUAUAUAGUUGUGUUAUAAGAUAGUGUACUAGAAUAAUCGACUCACCGUCCUUUUUGAAAUUGUACAAAUGUGUAUAUAGGUAUUUUUCAGUUAAAACGAAUCUUUGUACCAAACAAGUUCUCGAUAAUGCAGAUCUGCUGUUAAAUAAAAGAAAAAUACUAGUUUUCUAUAAAACGAG
Nasonia vitripennis (jewel wasp) is the source of this 1682-nucleotide messenger RNA. RefSeq names its product dihydroorotate dehydrogenase (quinone) (gene Dhod). Gene Ontology annotation, cellular component: mitochondrial inner membrane; cytoplasm. Gene Ontology annotation, biological process: pyrimidine ribonucleotide biosynthetic process; 'de novo' pyrimidine nucleobase biosynthetic process. Bases 163 to 1362 code for a protein of 399 amino acids. Gene Ontology annotation, molecular function: dihydroorotate dehydrogenase activity. NCBI's taxonomy places the organism in Eukaryota, Metazoa, Arthropoda, Insecta, Hymenoptera, Pteromalidae. The transcript has 4 exons. The record is from RefSeq and is a predicted model, not a curated record.